Molecule: messenger RNA, 5331 nt
Organism: Acanthopagrus latus (yellowfin seabream)
Lineage: Eukaryota; Metazoa; Chordata; Actinopteri; Spariformes; Sparidae
Gene: dio2
Product: iodothyronine deiodinase 2
Exons: 3
Molecular function (GO): thyroxine 5'-deiodinase activity
Source: RefSeq, a predicted model, not a curated record
CACAGUCUGGUAAAGUGAAGUGACAUCAUAACCACCUCCCUAAUAUCGUGUCAAGACAAGGACUUCUGAAGGCCGCUGCAGUAUCUGGCUCCAGGACGCCAGCAGCAGGUCCUACAGGUCCUGUUAGAGGUGGGGCCCCAGGCAUCACACCGGCUCUGCUGGCUUGCCUUCUUCUCUUGUCCUGGUGUCUCAUCUCUUCCUCAGGUAAACCCAUCAUUUUUGUUAUAGUAUUAGUGGCAGUCGCUACGUGCACAGUGACCAGUUGUAUGUUUUGCUUGGCAGUCGGCUGUAUAACCGGCCAUGUAUUUAUUUUUAUAGUUUUUGUGUGUUUAGUUUAGUAUAGUUUUUUUUUCUUUGUUUUGUUUUAUUAGUUUAAUUUUUUGUUUUUUUUUGUUUGUUUGUUUGUUUUGGGGUUUUUUUUUGUUUAGUUUUGGAUUAUUAUUUUUUUUUUUUCCAGUAGCUUUAAAACAAUUACAGGUUCCCGACAGCACGACCUUCAGCUCCGCUCAGUCCGCCAGCAGAGCCGUUGGUGGAGAGGGAGGGGAAGGAGGGGACAGAGGAGUCUGAUCGCGCUCUCUCUCCUCCUAACCCACUCAACAGUGUUACGGGACAGACGAGGAGGCCGCUUCACAGAAUACACCUGAUCCACCUCCUCACUCUGUGCACUCAAGUCUGGAGCAGCCAACGGGGCAGAGCACAAACUAUGACGGGAGCAGCUGAGACCUCCGGCACCGCGCUGUGCGUAAUGAAAGGCAGUCUGAAAUAAGUCGUCCAAACGCAGAACGAGAGUACGAUGGGAAUGGCGAGCGAGGAUCUGCUCGUUACACUCCAGAUACUGCCUGGUUUCUUUUCAAACUGUCUCUUCCUCGCCCUGUACGACUCUGUGGUUCUCGUGAAGCGCGCCGUGUCGCUGCUCAGCUGCUCCAGGUCCGCCGGCUCCGGAGAGUGGCGCCGCAUGCUGACCUCAGCGGGGCUGCGCUCCAUCUGGAACAGCUUCCUUCUAGACGCCUACAAGCAGGUGAAACUUGGCUGUGAGGCACCAAACUCCAAACUGGUGAAGGUGCCCGAUGGCCCUUGGUGGAGCAGCAAUAUCGGCAACAUGACUAAUGUGCCACCUGGUGCCAGAAUUCGAAAUGGAGAUGAGUGCAACCUUCUGGAUUUCGAGUCAUCAGAUCGCCCUCUGGUGGUCAACUUCGGCUCAGCCACCUGACCCCCCUUCAUCAGCCACCUGCCAGCCUUCCGGCAGUUGGUUGAGGACUUCAGUGACGUCGCUGAUUUCCUGUUAGUGUACAUUGAUGAGGCUCACCCGUCUGACGGCUGGGUGGCCCCUCCCAUGGGCUCUUGCUCUUUCAGUGUCCGAAAACAUCAGAACCUGGAAGAGAGGCUAGGAGCAGCGCGCAAACUUAUUGAGCAAUUUUCCCUGCCACCGCAAUGUCAGCUGGUGGCUGACUGCAUGGACAACAAUGCUAACGUGGCUUACGGUGUGUCUAAUGAACGUGUGUGUAUAGUGCAACAUAAAAAGAUUGCCUACCUGGGUGGUAAAGGGCCUUUCUUUUACAAUCUGAAGGAUGUGCGGCAGUGGCUGGAACAGAACUAUGGUAAGCGGUAGGACUAAAGAAGGACAAGAAAAAAGGAAGACAUGUUCCACGUUUAAGUUGGGAAAUAAGAGAUUGUUUGGUUUUGUAUGGGCAUACAAGGCGAAAACAAAAGGUGUAUUGUGGUCCGUGGUGGAAAGUAACUGUUUGUACUCGAAUAAUGUACUUAAGUACAAAUUUGAGGUACUAGUACUUAAUUUGAGUAUUUUCUUUUAUGCUACUCUAUACUUCUGCUUCCCUACUAUUUCGUGGGAAACAUCGAGCCUUUUACUCCACUUCAUUUAUUUGAUACCUUUGAGCAAUAGUUGCAGUUUCACAUAGUAAUAAAACAAACAAUGAAAUUAGUGAUGAUGUAUUGUUAUGGAUAAAGAUAGUACUUUAAUGAUCCAGUGGCGAAAUUCCAAGUCUACCUGGCAUGAAUUUAUAGUAACAGAUCAACUGCACCUUUACCCACUGCAACAUUAAAGUGAUGACACAUUAAAGCUACAGUAUGUAAGAACUAAGCACUAACCACUAAACUACUUAAAUGCCGUUAGCUAGCUAGCUCAGUUAGCCAUGCAGCUAGUGGUCCGGAUCUUCCCCAGGGCUUGGGGCACCGGGGAAGUGUUGGUGCUUACAUCGCUAGCACAGGUGCUUUGUUCUGGGACGGGCCAGGGCUAUCUGGGGUCACAUGCUAACUGCAGCAACAUAACAUUAAAACUGCUAUUCCUUUACAUUCUCUGGAUAAUUGUAGAUAUUUUUAACAUGUUUUCAACUACAAUUCUUUGAUUUUGCACCUUGAUAUACAUCACCAAUUAUAAUAUACAUCAGCAAUUAUAUAAUAUAUUUAUAAUAUAAUAUAUAUAUAUAUAUAUAUAUAUAUAUAUAUACACACACACACACACACACACACACACACACACACACACACACACACACACACACACUAUGGUAAUAUCAUGAAUUGGGUUUCAAAAUACUGGUGUGACUUCUUUUGAAUUUGCAUCAGUUUUUUAGUUGAGCUGAACAUGUGUAAAGACCAACUUUAAUAAUCUAUUAACAUAAUACGCCCACUUUUGCUGCUAAGUCAUGUUUUAAGUGAUUUCCAUAUAAAACCAAAUCACUAAAAGGGGGGAAGUAAAUGGAAGAAAUCACAAUUUUUCCAUUUUUAAAAAGUGUUCCAUAAAAUAUGUACUAUGCACUAUGUCCAAACUUUAAUCAUAUGUAAUAUCUUUAUGGACCCUCCUUUCUCUUUGGAGAAAUGUCCAUUUGUAUUGCACAUACUGACCACAGGUCUCCAAUUUUUCUCUUCUUGGAGUCUUUCUUAAAAGCUUUUACCCCUAUGGAAGUUUUUAUGUUUACAGUUUUGAAUCAAAGUAGAUUUAAUGUGGCUUCUUCCAACAGAAAUGAAAACUUGAAUAUUAAAGUAAAAACAGAUCUUUCCAAUGUAAAUAAGUAUGUCCAUAGUGAGUAUUCACCCCUUCCAAGUUUCUUGCAUCAAGUUUUCAAUGUAUUUUGCAACAUUGUUUUCACCCUCUACUCUCACUACCCCACAGCAGAGAAGUAAAUCCCACAGUAUGAUGGCAUCAACUCCAUGUAUCACAGUGGUUUACACCUGAUAUUAUGCCGACCAUCAUCAUAAAAAUGUCAUGGUUAGUUUGAUGGACACAAAGCAUUAGACCAAGUAAGGUCGCAUAUAGCCAGCUGACCUCAGAGUCUCCUUCAUAUGUACCUUUUGGCAACUUGUAACCUAGAAUGGUAAAUUGCAGGUGUAGAAUGUAGAAUCAUUUACCUCCUUCACUUGAGUCCUUCUACACUUUCUGAUUUUCUUAGGACAGUUUCUGGAAAGAUUUAGAACUGUGCCAUGCUCCUACCAUUUCCAGUGUCAGAAUAAUGGGCUUGCCAGGAGGGUGGAGCCCCUUCAUAACAGACCUGACAACAACCGAAUGUUGACUGUCAAAAACUAAUAUUCAGCAGCAUGUCUGAUUCCACAAUGAACAAUCCUAUUAAGAAAUAAGAUGUCAUUAAAAUCUGAAGUUGUGUCAUCUGUAAUUUGAAAUGUGUGUGCGGCUCUGUCUCGAUUGCCAUGUUGUGGUUGAACAUAGGCCAGACCACAAAUCUCUAGAUGACGUGCUGAAGCAACCCGACGUGCACAUAUCAUGGUCUAACCUGUUAAAAUAGACACUUAAAGAAAGAGAAAACAAGUCCCACCACGCACCAGUGUUGCCAAAGCAGGCAGUUUGUACAGUCCACAACAGAUGUACUCCAACAGAUAUCUGGUGACUUACAGUUUUUCUUUCUAUCCAGCCUUUCACUUUACUUUUGCUUUUCAAUGACCUUCCCUUUCUGCCUCCCUUUCUUCUUGAUUUGACUGGAGUUUUUUUUUUUUUUUUUUUAAUCUUAAUGGCAGAUAUGUUACUGCCUAAUUGAAACUUGUUGACCAGACACAGGGUAAUUAAUUCACUUGUAGUCAAUGGGAGACACAAACCUUGCAGAGGUUCAGUUGUGUUGCUAAAGGGUCCAUGUCAAAUAAGCCACAUUAUAUCUACAUGUUUAAAAACAUACCAUCCUGUAAGAAAUGUUUAUAGGCACUGUAAAUUACUGUGUGCAAAGAGAUUAUGACAAUUAAUCAUAAUUGCACAUUAUGUGCCAAUUAAUGAAGAGAAACAUAUAUGCAUCCUGUUACUUAUAUAAUGAUUGAAGUAUCACAGACCUGUCUCGCAGACAUCAUCAAUUUUAUAGAUUGAGAUUGCUUAUUUUCUUGGGAUUUUUCUGGAUUUUAGUUUUUGUUUUGUUUUGUUUCAUCAUUUGGUUUAUCAAUGCUGAGAGAGAGGAUGAUGAGUUGAUAAAAAAUGUUGAUUAAAAUAUUGAUGUUUCAUCAGAGUCAUUUUCGGUAAUAACAAUGUGCUCCAAGUGAGUGUCUUGCUGGGUCUGGCUUCUCAGGCUAUGUGUGGACUGAUGUGAUUUGUUUGUGGAGGUUGUUUGAGCUGUAUGCAGAAUGUUUUCAGUAAAAAAAAAAUCUCAAAUUUGACUUUUUUCCCUUAAAAGGACAGUUUGAAUAUGGUCAGAGACUGAAUACAGUAAAUGAUGUUUCCUUGUUCUUAUGAUGCAAAUACAGUAUUAUUUAUCGUUUCUAUUGCUAUCAUUAGUAUUGUUAUUUACUAGGGUUCAUGAGUUUGGUUGAGGUUAGCAGACCUGUGAAGAUCUCUGCUUGUCAUGUUUUUGUUCAUUUAAGAUGAAUUACACUUUUAAUUUACAUUUUAAUAUACAUGACAGCUCAGAUUUCAAUCUUUUUAGAUGGCAUGAAACCCUUCAACAUUCUUAAAUAUCUGAAUAUUUUAAGGUCAGAAACUCUUGAGAGUCUGGGUGUCUGUGUGGGUGUGUGGUUGAGAUGGCUAUAGAAUGUGUCAGGGGGGAUGUGUCCGUCAUUAAGGUCCAUUGGGCUGACAGAUGGUUUGCUCUGGUCACAGUGAAAGAGGUGUGUAAAUGAAAACCUUUGACGAAAGAGUUCCUGACUCGGUCUCUGGUUGGAUCGUGAUUUACACCUUGUCAACAUGACCCAGAACCAUUACAUCUGUUUUCAUUGUCUAUCUGCUAAAACUUGUUGUUGUCUAAGUAACUGAUGUAAAACUCUGCUUUCCAUUUCAUCUACUGCACUGUUUCCUGAUGCUUUGUGCAAUGUUUUGUUUUUGUUUUUUUUUUUUCUAAUAUGUCAAAGGAGAGAAAUGUCUAAGCGGGAAAUAAAGGAGAAGUUUUG